Molecule: messenger RNA, 2454 nt
Organism: Impatiens glandulifera
Lineage: Eukaryota; Viridiplantae; Streptophyta; Magnoliopsida; Ericales; Balsaminaceae
Product: KH domain-containing protein At4g18375
Exons: 8
Coding region: 183-2081 (632 amino acids)
Biological process (GO): regulation of gene expression
Cellular component (GO): cytoplasm; nucleus
Molecular function (GO): mRNA binding
Source: RefSeq, a predicted model, not a curated record
AGCUUAAAUUCGAGAAAAAAUAGCCCUAAUUGUUCACUUUUUGCGAAUAACAUAGAAAUCCCUCUUGCAAAGAGACGACAGCAGAAAUCUCAAUUCAUGCUUUGAAGACAGGAGGGGAUUAUUUCCAACAGGCUAAUAUCGGAGUUGAAUUCUUAGUUUGGAAAAAUAUUAAAUUGACUUGAAUGGGCGAAACGGGGAAGAGGGGUAGGUCUCAUAGAGACAGUGAUAGAGACAAAAAGGAUCAAAAGAGGCGUGCAACCGACAGAGAUGAUAGGAACGAAGGUGAACUUGUAGUUUACAGAAUAAUAUGUCCAGAUGGUGUAAUUGGCAGCGUGAUUGGAAAGAGUGGGAAAGUGAUCAAUUCUAUAAGACAGGAUACUAGGGCAAAAAUUAAGGUUGUUGAUCCUUUUCCGGGUUCCAAAAACAGGGUUAUUCUCAUCUAUUACCAUGUUAGGGAGAAGCAAGAUGUCGAUGUGGAAGGAGAAUUCAAUGAUAUGGAACCUCUUUGUCCAGCUCAAGAUGCUCUUCUCAAAGUGCAGGAAGCAAUUGCAGGUGCUAUAAAUGCUUCUAACGAUAAUAAUAAUAAUAUAGAUAACAAGAAAUAUAGAGACAAAGAGGAGUGCCAAAUUCUUGUACCAGCUAGCCAAACCUCUAGUAUCAUUGGAAAGUCCGGUUCGAUUAUAAAGAGACUGAGGAACAUCACUAAGGCAGCUAUUAAGGUUAUACCUAGAGAUGCAAGCGAUCCAUCUCAUUCAUGCGCAUUGGAUUUCGAUAAUUUCGUUGUGAUAAGUGGUGAACCGGAAUCAGUUAAGAGAGCUCUGUUUGCAGUUUCUUCAAUCAUUUACAAGUUUCAGCCAAAAGAGGCCAUUCCACUCGAUACUAAUGUUCCAGAACCUCCUCCAACAAUCAUUAUUCCUUCCGAUUUUCCUAUUUACGCUCACAAUGGAAUAUAUACAUCUGUCGAAUCUCUUCUACCAUCACGAUCUGUUCCAUCUGUCAUAAGUUCUGCAACCCUACCCGAACUUCCAAGAUAUUCUGAUGAACGUGGCACAUGGCCGUCUACUUAUUCGUCUGCUCUUCCUGUUGGGGCUGGUUAUGGAGGUUCUUCGCGAUCGGAGGAGUUUGUUGUGAGAAUAUUAUGUCCGAGGAGCGUGAUUGGUCGAGUCAUUGGAAAAGGAGGCAGUUCUAUUAAAGGUAUCAGGCAAGCUAGCGGUGCUCGAAUUGAUGUCGAUGAUGCCAAACAUGAACGCGAUGAAUGUAUUAUCACGAUUACCUCGACAGAGUCAUCGGAUGAUGUGAUAUCGAAGGCAGUCGAAGCUGUUUUGAUGCUACAAGAGAAGAUGGCUGAUGAAGAUGUUGGUACUUUGACAAUUAGACUCCUUGUUCCAACUAAGGUUAUAGAUUGCUUACUUGGUAGGGGCAGUUAUGUCAUUAAUGAAAUUCGAAAGAGAAGUAAGGCUGAGAUCCGAAUCUCUAGGGUUAUGAAGCCCAAGUAUACUGAUAUGGAUGAUGAGCUUAUUGAGGUGAUGGGGGAAGUGGAUAAAGUAAGAGAUGCGCUUCUUGCCAUUGUGAUGAGGCUUAGAGAUGAUGUUUUGAAUGAUAGAGAAAGAUAUUUCAGUAAUUCUUAUGGUGGCAGUUCAGUUUAUUCUGCCGGAACAAGUUUAACAGUACCUUCGGCUUUGCCUAGUGCUGUACCAAUGAAUCCAUACGCUUACGAGCCAAGAAGUGAACCCAGGAGAAGAAUGGACCCACUUUCUUCAAGUGGUGGCCUUUAUGGUUAUGGUUCUUUGCCGAUGGGAGAUAAUGACUAUGGAUCUUCUUUGUCUUCUUACUCAUCAAAGAUUUAUGGAGGAUUACCACCUCCAUCCACCCUUGAGAUUUUGAUUCCAGCACAUGCUGUGGGAAAAGUGAUGGGCAAGGGUGGGGCAAAUAUAGCCAAUCUCCGUAAGAUUUCUGGAGCAGCUAUAGAGAUAACUGAUGUAAGAUCUUCCCGUGGUGACCGUCUUGCUCUAAUAUCUGGCACAGCUGAUGAGAAGCGUGCUGCUGAAAAUCUGAUCCAGGCAUUUAUAAUGUCCACUUAACCUAUAAUGUUUGUUGUUGUUGAUCCUCCAGUGUUUUAAAGUCGCAUCCUACCCAAAAAGGCCUUGGAGGUUUAUUCGAAGAUCUAGUUUCUGUAGUUUCUUUCUACCUCUAUCAUGAAGUGUUUGGCUUAAUCUCUAAGAUCAUCUUCUGCUUCGAGUCCUGCUUCUGCCAUACCCAGGCAAAAAAAAAACUUGUCUAUUUGUUGCUUUUAUCUUUGAAAUAAUCUUCUGAACUUUUAGGAUUUUUUUUUCGAUCUCAGUGUUUUCAUCUUGACUUGUGUCAAAUGCUGCUGCUAUGUUCCAAAGAACUUGAAUAAUGGUUUAUUCAAAAACUAUUACUGGUUUGCAAUGAGAGUAUGAGACUUUGAUGUCC